Messenger RNA from Prorocentrum cordatum, 4817 nucleotides. Lineage: Eukaryota; Dinophyceae; Prorocentrales; Prorocentraceae. The record is from the annotation of a GenBank genome assembly.
GUCGUCGAGGACGACGACGAGGCUGCGGUCGCAUUGGAGGAGCUGGAGCCGUCGCCCGCCGAGCCGAUUGUCAUCGAGCCGAACUCGUUCUACUUGAGUACGGGCUUCAGCGACGAUGGGGGGCAGCAGUGCGAUUGCGCGUGGCUGGAGCUGCGGGUCAUAGCUGCCUCCGAGCAGCUCGUGCGUGCGAGGCUCCUCUUCAACGGCGAUGCGUAUUGGGACUGGUGGGCGGCGUCUCCAGGCGUGGCGGGUGGGAUCUCCCCCAGCGCCCUGCUGCAAAUCUGCGCGGACGAGCCGCGCGGCGUGGAGGCGCCUGCGGGCCGUGACGAGCUUGUCCACGUCUCGGACGCCCGCAGGCUGGAGGCGGAGGACAUCGCCGAGGUCUUCUCCAACUGUCUGCCCCGCAGCCCCGAGGCGGUCUGGCCCGCGGACCUGCUGGGGCUGCGUGCGGCGCGGCUGGCCGCCCCACGCCAGUCGGCGCGCCCGACGAAGGAGAGUGCUGCGCCGCCGACACCUGGGGCAGCUGGGCUGCGCGCAGCCAAGCGCACGGUCGUGGGCCGCGACGCUCCCUUCGAUGAGCUGCUCGGCGACAGUGCCCUGGCCGUGCGGGCUGCAGGCCUCCCGCUCGACCUGGGGCCCGCGCGGGACGAGCUCAGGCUCGCUGCGGCGCGGAGCCGGUUCGCCUCGGCAGCGCCUGGAGCCGCUGCGGCUGGCGCACCUCUCGGCAGCGCAGAGGGUGCGCCGAGCGAGGGCAAGCCGAAGAAGCGGGGCUUCGCCGAGGUGCUCGCGGAGCGCAUGGCGAAGGUCGCCAAGGCCCCCAGCGCCGAGGCGGCGCGCGGCUCAAGAAGCCCAGCUGCUGCGGAUAUGGCCAGCGGGGGAGCUGCGGGCGAAGGCGCGAAGGAGCUGGCGACGGCGCUCAUGGCGGUGCUCAAGAGCUCGGUCGCGCAGGCCGCUAGCAGCUCGGGCGCCGGCGCCGCCUCGGACCCCCUCAGCGCGGCCGACGGGGCUGCAGCCACGGGGGGACUUGCGACCAAGCGGGCUCGCUGCAGGAAGAUGGCGCAGGACCAGCCUGGCAGGUUGUCGGAGCUCACGCUGAUGCAGAUGGCAGAGUUCCUCGGCGCCGUCGAGGGUGACACGGCGGUGGGCCCGACGACGGCGCUCGUGCUGAGGCACCUGCACGCGAUCUACUUGCCGCAGAACCCAGUGCAGCAGAUCGGGGUGGCUGCGUAUCGCGAGAUGCGGACGCUGGCCGAGGCGAUCGACUUUCUCCUCCAGGGCAAGAUUCCUCAGGCGCUGGACAUCUUGACCCAGCGGCUGAAGGCGGCGCAGGUGGCCGUCGGCGACGGCCACUGGGGCGCGGCGAAGUGGCUCGAGCUGAUCCUCGCCAUGGACGAGCCCUCCACGCUGCGCGACGAGGAGGAGGAGAUGGUCCGCAGCAUCGAGCUCGGCGAGUUGAAGCUGGAGGAGCUCAGCAGCCGGCUUCGCAAGCCUCAGGCGAGGCUGCCCGGCAAUCGCGCGCCCGACCGCCCGAGGGCGCCGAAGGGCAGCGCGAGGGAGGGCGAGGGGCCGCCUCAUCAGCGAGCCGCGCAGCUCGACAAGACCGCAGAGAAGCUGCCCGCCGGAGUCUCGCAGGCGCCGCGGAACUUCAGGGUGGCGAGGGCUGUCAGUCCGAGGAAGGACGGCGAGACAUCGAAGGAGUGCAAGGUGCGGCCGCGGGCCCUCAUGACGGAGUCGCGCGGCCAGAGGCGGCUGGAGCGCCUCCCAGCGGGGGCCAGCAGCGGGGGCUGGCGAGCACUUCUCUCCCACGCGGCAUGCGGGGGGGGCCUCCCCGCCGCGGGCUGUGCCGCGCGCGACGCUGGGGCGUGGUGCGACGAGGUCACGGUCCUGUUCGGCGCGACCAUCACGAGCGUCGACAUGACAGUGCACCUCGUGCAGCUCGUCGAGCGCCACCCUGGCAGCCUGGGGACUUUCUCGAGAGAAUUCGCAGAGCAUGUGUCCACACUUAGCGGGAGCGGCAGGCGCGUUCGUGACCUGCUGCCGCUGCCCCUGCCAAGUCUCCUGGCUGUCAGGCGCUGGUGCAAGAGCAGAGAUGCUGGGCACGCGUGCAGGGCCAGGCCUGUCGCUCGUCAGGUAGCUGAGGAGGCCUGGUUGCUUCUCACCGUCGCGGCGCUGAAUUACACGUACGGUGGUCUCUGCAGAGAGGGUUGGAGGCAUCGCCCGAUCUUGUCCCAGGCGCAGCAGCAGGCCAUGGGGUUCCUGAGGUCCCGCGUCGUCGACUUCCUGGGGCACCCGUUCGAGCGGGCGAGCGUGUCCACCGCCGACGCGGCCCUCAGCGAGGCGACCGUGGACUACUCAGGCGAGCCCUUGGCCAAGGCGUUGCCCUGCGUGCUCGCGGAGCUGGCGUCAGGCUUGCCGCAGCCCGAGCACGCCGCGGAGCUGGGCGCCCUAGACUUCGUGGAGCCCGACGUUGCCGAGUGGCUGGCCUCGCCCGAGAAGGCCCUCCUUCCCGAGGCCGACUGGCCCGACUCCAGGCCUCGAGCCAGGGCCAACGUCGCGGACGAAGCGGGUCGGCAUGAGCUCGCGGUGCACCUCGCGGAGCUGGGGAUCUUCGCGGUGCUGAGCGAGGACCAAUUCGUCAGGGUCAGGGGCGAGCCGCUCUUGAACGGGUCCUUCGCUGUGGCAAAGGAGGGCAAGCCAGGGCCAGGCUGCGAAGGGGCCACCGGGCUGAUCUUGAACAUGGUCCUUGGCAACGCCCUGCUCAAGCCGCAUGUCGGUGAAGCUUCGCUCCUCGCGGCGUCCACAAGCUGGGUGUCCCUGCACAUGCCCGAGGGCAAGUUGCUGUUGUGGUCGGGUGACGAUCAGAAGGGGGCCUUCUUCGUCUGGAGGAUCCCCAAGGCCUGGCACCCCGACAUGGCGGUCGGCAGGUCUCCCGCUGGCGCGCUCUUCGGGCGCCCCGAGCGGCAGGUGUACAUCGCGCCCGCGGUGAUUGCCAUGGGGUGGAUGCUGGCGGUGCCAAUCUUCCAGCACAUUCACCGCACGCUGCGCCGCCUGCCGCCGCCCAGGGGUGCAGGGCUUCCGCCUGAGCUGGAGUGGCAGAAGUGCGAGGCACGCCCGAUCGUCGAGCUGAGCAGUGGCUGCGAGGCCGGCUGGUGGCAGGUGUACAUCGACGACUUCGACGCGCCCGAGAUCGUGGACGAGGCGCGGGCGCGACAGCUCGGGGGCACCGAGGCGGACUGCCAGCAGCGCGUUCGCGAGAGCUACAGGUGCGCUGGCGUGGCCUACUCGGCGGAGAAGGCUCACCUGCGGGAGACGCGAGUUGAUCGCAUGGGGGCCGACGUGGAUGGCGUCCGCGGGCGGCUUGCAGCGCCAGGCCCCAAGGCGUUGAGCACCGCUGCCCUUUGCCUCGCGACGUUGUCGCAGGAGCGGGCGCCCUGGCGUGUGUGCAUGAUAGUCUUCGGCGAGCUGGAACGGGCUUUUGAAUUCGGACGCCCGCUUUCCGGCCUCCUCAACUCUGCAUGGCCAAUGUCGACGGCACGAUCUACGGUCCAGUACAAUGCCGAGAUGGUCGAAGAGUUCUUUUCGGGCCUCAUGCUGCUGCCUACAGCGGCCACUUCUCUCCGCGCCCGCAUUGAGGGGAUGGUCACGGUCUCGGACGCCUCGGAGUUCGGGGGCGGCGUCUGCGCGUUCACGAGCCUUCGGGGGGAAGCGACAUUGGCGCUCAAAUCCGUGAGCCAGGUCGCUGAUCACCUCGGCGCGGGCACUUGGCUGCUCAGCAUGCCUGUAGACCCGCGGUGCCCCUGGACCGUGUCUAACCCGAGGAUCCCGAAGGCAGUCGUGUUGAAGGUGCUCAAUGUUUUAGUCGGGGGGCUCUUCGACGUCAUCGGCGGCCUCGCGGUGUUGCUCUGGAAGUUGCCCGUCAGGAUCUUCGCCUAUGUCGCCGCCGAGACCGACGCGAAGGCCGGGCUCGUUAUCCAGCUGCGCUGGCCAGGCGCGUUCGACUGGGGCGGCGUGGCGCGGGGGGGCGAGAGCCUGGUGCAGGACCUCUUUGCCGCGUUCUCGGAGACUGUGGACGCGGGCGCCGCUGGCACGGGCGGCCCGUGCCAGGACCUCUCGCGGCUUGGCGCGAGCGGUGGGGGACUGCAUGGCCACAGGAGCUCCCUGUUCUACGAGGUGCCCUGGAUCUUCUGGCUCGUGCGGUUGGCGUUUGGGCGGCGGUUCUACUCGCUGCUCGAGAACGUGGCGAGGAUGACAGACGAGAACGUCAAGGUGGCGCCGCCGCUGCGCCUAGUCGACAAGGGACGCUACAUCGAGGUCAUGGCAGACAACGGGCUGUUGCUGGACAUCGAGUGGGAGGACCAGAAGUUUCGCUGGGCCAAGCGGCCAAGCUGCACGGAGAGAGAACCACUGCUCGGGUUCGACGUGGGUUACACCGCUGUAGCCACGAAGGGCUCGGACCCGCAGGCCGCCUCAGACGCCAGGGCCGUCCUGCUCGGGAACAGCUUCAGCGUCUGCGCGAUCGCGCGCGUCGGCCAGUGCCGCGAGACCUGGGACCAGUGCGGCUGCUUCGAGGACAGCUCGGGCGACCCGAACAUCGAGGAGGCCAGGCGCCUCGCCCUCUACUGCUUGGGCCGCGCGGAGCAGGGGGGCUCGGACGCGCGGCUGGAUUGCGGCCUGCCGUGCCGUCCAAGAGGCUGCCCUCGCUCGAGCCUGGGCCCCUUCGUGCGGCGGUGGCACGUCGUGCUGAGCAUGGCGUGGCCGCGUGAGGCGCGCGCGCACAUCAACGUGAGAGAGCUGCAGGCAGCGCUGGCAGCUAUGCG